Salvelinus namaycush (lake trout) is the source of this 2970-nucleotide messenger RNA. Its product is annotated as acidic repeat-containing protein-like. The transcript is spliced from 13 exons. Bases 101 to 2215 code for a protein of 704 amino acids. NCBI's taxonomy places the organism in Eukaryota, Metazoa, Chordata, Actinopteri, Salmoniformes, Salmonidae. Gene Ontology annotation, cellular component: nucleus. The record is from RefSeq and is a predicted model, not a curated record.
UGCACAAUUUUGAAUCUUCGUUGUUCGCUUUCGGUUGCUAUCCGAGGUUUGGGCCCAAAGCAAAUGUACUGACCAUAAUCUUCAAAGAGAGAAAGGGACCAUGGAUGACGAUAAUCACAGAUUAUUUCAAAGAGUUGCAGAGAAACUGGGCUGGUCAGAGAAGGGAGGAUUGGAAACCGCAGAGAAACAGCUGAUUAAGAGCAUCAGUAAGUCUCGGCGUCUGGCCACAGGCUGUCAUGGCUCCAGGGGUGCUCAAAACCUUCCUCCCCCAGUCCAGCUACACCUGCUAGACAGUGAGGAAGAGGAUGACAGAGGCUCAGGGAAAGAGAACCAGGUCUCCAAGGGCAACAGUUACAGGACCAAGGUGUUCAUGGAGUCCAGUGACGAUGAUUUCGACCAGUUUCUUGUGGAGCAGGCUACACCCAAAACGGCUUCUCGGAAACAUUGCAGUGCUGCUAAGAAAGUCAGUGAACCAGUCCUUGUAUUAAGCUCAGACAGUGAUGACCACUUUGAAAACUUCCUGAGCCGUGUGAAAACUCCCAAGCCUAAGCCCAAGGAAGCGGAACGUGGCAGUGUAGACAGCAUCAGAAACUUCAUUGUCGACAGCUUUUCCUCCGAUGAUGACUUUGUCGUUGAGAGGAAGAAAAAACCUACCUCUAAAGGUGCCUUUAAGACCCCUAAGUCGUCAUCCUUCCAGACCCCAGUCAGAAGACCCCUGUCCCAGUGUGACACUCCAGUUUUCCUCAGCGACAGUGAAGAAGAUGAUGGUAUUGUGAUGAAGAGCACGUGGAGGACAUGCCACCCUGUGCACCGGCCGCCGCCGCCGCCACAGACCCACAAAGUCAACGUCCUACAAAGUAACCAGAAGGACAAAAUCUUCUUUCCCUCUCCCAGCCCUCCUCCUCUGCCUUCCCUCUCUCCCUCCCCUCCUCCUUUGCCUUUCCUCUCUCCCAGCUCUCCUCCUCUCCGCUCCUCCUUCACCCCCUCCAAGACCCCCCUUCCACAGCGGAACUACUCAGCCCCGUCGAAGGUGGAGGACUCAGCCAGCUCAGAGGAAGAGUUCCUCAGCUUACUGGACAGAAUUAAGAAGAACCACAAGACCGGCAACACCCCAACACCUAAACACAAUACGGGUAACACCCCAACACCUAAACACAAUACGGCUAACACCCCAACACCUAAACACAAUACGGCUAACACCCCAACACCUAAACACAAUACGGCUAACACCCCAACACCUAAACACAAUACGGCUAACACCCCAACACCUAAACACAAUACGGCUAACACCCCAACACCUAAACACAAUACGGGGCCCAAUCAGAAGCCCCCCCUGUCAGCUCCACGGCAAAAAGCCUCGAAAGAGGUGUGCCCUCGGCCGUUAGUGAGAACGCCCUUGGAUCUGAAGACCCCGGUGCGGCCGCCCGUCACUAAACCCACUGUGUCCCAGCCGGAAUCCAGACUCAAGACCAGCAGCCUUUCUUCCUCCAGUGUGUCAGCAGCAGGGUGUCAGACUCCGGGAUGUUUCCUCCAGUCUCUGUCUGGACCAGGCUCCAUCUACAGCCGCAACUUCAAACAGACCAAGGAGGAGCUCACCACCAAACUUUACCACCUGUACAACACCAGCGUGUUCAACAACAAGCUGCCCAGUAACAUGUCAGUGAGCUGGAAUAACAAGAUGAGAAAGACUGCUGGCUACUGCAUCACAGGGCAGGAGAGAGGAGGAGGGAACCGGUACGCCCGUAUCCAGCUCUCUGAGAAAGUCUGUGACUCUGCAGACCGUCUGCGUGACACGUUAGUCCAUGAGAUGUGCCACGCUGCCACCUGGUUGAUCAACAGUGUGAGGGAUGGGCACGGUCCCUUCUGGAAGCUCUACGCCCGCAAGGCCACGCUGGCACACCCCGAGCUGCCCGUGGUCACCCGCUGCCACAGCUACGACAUUAACUACAAGUACCAGUACCAGUGCAGCCGCUGCAAAAACACACUCGGUCGUCACUCUAAGUCUCUGGACACCCAGAGGUUUGUGUGUGCCGUCUGUACGGGUCCGCUGGUCCUGCUCACCCCCGCCAAGCCCCGGGCGCCCACGCCCUUCGCCAACUUUGUCAAGGAGAACUAUGGCAGUGUUCGCCAAAACCUGGUGGGUCAGAGCCACGGUGAGGUAAUGAGGAAACUCAGUGUUGACUUCGCCACCAAGGCCAAACUCAGCCAGAACUGAGAGGGAGAGAGAGCGUGGGAAAGAGAUGAGGUGGAAUCAUUCUAACCUGGAUUCGACCUACAUUACUCUCGUCUCCUGGACUAUAAAGCACUCUUGAUAACUCUUGAUAAAGCACUCUUGUUCAGUAGUAUCUGUAAAAUCCUCUCUGAACAUGCCUUCUAUUCAUUCCUUGAAGGUUUACACUGCUCUGAGUUGAAGCAAUGGUGGGAUCCUUCUCUUUCAUCCAUCCUAAUGUCUUAGAUUAGUGGGAUCCUUCUCUUUCAUCCAUCCUAAUGUCUUAGAUUAGUGGGAUCCUUCUCUUUCAUCCAUCCUAAUGUCUUAGAUUAGUGGGAUCCUUCUCUUUCAUCCAUCCUAAUGUCUUAGAUUAGUGGGAUCCUUCUCUUUCAUCCAUCCUAAUGUCUUAGAUUAGUGGGAUCUUCAAGUUGAUAGGUCUGUCUUAAAUACCUCUGUGUAUGUAUCAGGUUUUCAGAGGCAGCUAGGGUGAGUCUGUCAUUCCUUACCUCUGUAGCUGGAGUCUCACCGUUACAGUGAAAUGAGCCAAGAGACACACUGAACAGUGACUAAAGGCAACGUGAAUCAGUCAUAUUGUUGUCUAGCCUGCCUGUGACAUGGAUUCAUACCCUUCAAGUAUCAUUUUGUGACCAACUGCUUUGAAUUAUUUGAAAUAUGAAUCAGAAAAUAGUUCCAUGAAGUUUCAUACGGUGCAUAAAAGGCAGAUCUGGCAACUUCACAUACAAUGUAUGUUACAUUUUGAA